Messenger RNA from Alternaria atra, 1074 nucleotides. RefSeq lists its product as uncharacterized. Bases 1 to 1074 code for a protein of 357 amino acids. The transcript is spliced from 2 exons. Gene Ontology annotation, cellular component: membrane. NCBI's taxonomy places the organism in Eukaryota, Fungi, Ascomycota, Dothideomycetes, Pleosporales, Pleosporaceae. Gene Ontology annotation, biological process: transmembrane transport. The record is from RefSeq and is a predicted model, not a curated record.
AUGGUUGUUGAAUGGCUGCGACUGGACCGUGCAGACACCCUUCUCUCUAUCUCGCUGGGAGUGGUCAAGCUGGCCGUUGUAGUCGACUGCAUCUUGGUCGUCACGCAUCAUCUGACGCGUCUGUCGGCAUCGAACCGGAUGCUGGCGAUCGUGGUAUACCAAAUGCCCUUCGUUACUGGGCCGCUCUCGGAGUUUGAGCUUACCAGGCUGAUGCUCACAGACAAUGCGACGUCGGCGGCGAACACCUUCCUGGUUGGAUGUGUGUAUGUGAAGCCUCUGGUAGCAGGCGCACUUUGCCUUGCCCUCCAUGGCCUGCACACUGGAGGGUCCGGGAUGCAGCGACAAGCUACCGAUCUGUUGGAUGUAUCCAAAGUCUUUCUACGGAGUGGGCCCUUGAUGGUACUGUCCACAUACGGACUGGGGCUUGAGUCGCUGCCGAUGCUCACAGCUGCUGCGGGAGACAGCCCGUGGCUGUCCCGGGGGGUUCCUGUCCUCCUCCUCCUAUCCAUCGGCUUCACCUGCUACUUCUGGUACUGGCAUACUGACAAGUACCGUACCAUCGCAAGCAAGAAGUACAACACUUGCAACGACAGUGAAUGGGUGGUGCUGCUAGUCUGCUUGGUGGCGCUCAAGGUAGGAGCCGCUCGUCUGGUGCACAGCGUCUGGAACCAGAUGCAAGCCAUUGCAUGGACAGCGGGCCAAGACAGUACUUGGGAGGCCAGCGGCGCUGUGGUCCAGUUUGCUGUCCUUCCGCUUGCGGUGACGGCCGUGGACCACCUCGCAGACAUCAGCGCUGCCUAUCGAGGGGACAUUGAUUGGCCGUGGGCGAGUCUCUGUCAGUCCACACUGCAGACGUUUUUUUUCAUCAGGCCGCUGUUCACACUCGUGGGCCAUAACCUGGACCCUCGGAGCGGUCGCAUCGGCAUCGCACUGUGCUUUCUCGGCAUUGCCUUGUGGCUGUCGCUGCCGGCUCUCUCACGAUUGCUCAAAGGCUCUGUUUUGCUUCUCGCCUACUCGGCAGUGUUGGCCGUCUGUGUAGUCCAGCCAGACUUUUUUGAGGCAUAUGUGUUGUAG